AUGUCUUCGCCGCUGCCCUUCCAGCCUUCCUCGCCAGAGUCUGGCAAUGGAAUACGUCGCAAGUCCCAGUUUACGUAUAGGCAGUUGGCACAACUUGCGCUGUCGUCGACAACAUGCCCUCUGAGAGUUAUCGCACACGUCGAUCUUGAUGCUUUCUACGCGCAGUGUGAAAUGGUGCGAUUGGGCGUCGCGGAAGACCAACCAUUGGCUGUUCAACAAUGGCAGGGUCUGAUCGCCAUCAAUUAUCCAUCUCGCGCGUUCGGUCUCACUCGACACAUCACAGUCACGGAAGCGAAGAAGCUCUGUCCCAACCUCAUCCUGCAGCAUGUUGCAACUUGGCGGGAAGGGGAUGAGAAGUGGGCAUACCAUGAUGAUGCCGCGAAGAAUAUUGCUACGCACAAGGUCUCGCUGGAUCCGUACCGGCUGGAGUCUAGGCGGAUUCUGGCUUGUAUAAAGGAGACUCUUCCAGCAAACCUGCAAAAGGUAGAGAAGGCCAGCAUUGACGAAGUAUUUAUGGACCUGUCAGCGCAAGUCCAUGCGAUAAUGCUGGAACGAUAUCCUGAACUAUCUGUUCCUGCGCCAAACGAUGACCCAACGGAACACUUACCUUUACCUCCGACAACAGCCCUUGAUUGGAAAGCUGAUGCCGUGGUGGAUCUCGACACUGGCGAAAGAGAAGAGGAUGACCCUGAUUGGGAUGAUAUCGCGAUCCUAAUAGGCUCUGAGAUAGUAAGGGACGUUCGCGCUGCUAUUCGAGAGAAGCUAAAGUAUACUUGUUCUGGUGGGAUUUCGCGGAACAAGAUGUUGGCCAAGCUAGGCUCUGGACACAAGAAGCCAAACCAACAGACAGUGAUAAGAAAUCGAGCUGUGCAGCAAUUUCUGUCUGAUUUCAAGUUUACAAAAAUACGAGGCCUAGGAGGCAAGCUAGGCGAACAAGUGUCUUCAGCCUUCAACACUGAUACAGUCAAAGACCUGCUUCCUGUUUCUAUUGAGCAGCUAAAGCAGAAGCUUGGAGAUGAUACAGCUAUAUGGUUCUACCAGACGAUUCGUGGGAUAGACACAAGCGAGGUAAAUUCCAGGACCCAGAUCAAAUCCAUGUUAUCUGCCAAGUCAUUUCAACCCAGUAUCAAUACCCCAGAGCAGGCCAAACGCUGGUUACGAAUCUUUGUCGCCGAUAUCUUCUCUCGAUUAGUCGAGGAAGGAGUUCUUGAGAACAAGAGAAGGCCAAAAACAAUCAAUCUACAUCACCGUACGGGCGGUCAGACGAGGUCUCGACAAGCCCCUAUUCCUCAAGGGAAGAAGUUGGACGAGUCUGGACUUUUCAACCUUGCACAGACCUUGAUGGGUCAAAUCAUACUUGAAGGCAAUGCCUGGCCAUGUUCAAACAUUAGCCUUAGUGUUGGAGGAUUCGAGGACGGUGUUAGUGGGAACAUGGAUAUUGCGGGUUUCUUGGUGAAGGGUGAGGAGGCGAAGGCGCUUAACAUGAGUCCCCGAGAUUCCGAUACAAAACAUGUCAACCAAGGUAGGCGAGAGAAGCGUCGACGCAUUGAAUCACCGGGAGGGAUCAAAAGAUUCUUUGUCACGGCGGACAGUGUAGACGAGCACGAUGAUGACUUUGGAGCCCAACAACUACCCAGACCAGAUGCCGUCUUCACUGAAGGUCAAGAUGCGUAUUUGACAGAAUAUGGUGAGGUAGCGAGUCCUCAUGAGAACGAGACGGACAAUAAUCAGCAGAUAAAUGACACGCCUUUGUCUGGUUCACCGGCCCUUGGCCAACAAGGGCUUACCGGCUACAGUUGCAAUCGUUGCAACUCGAUUCUGUUAUCUGCAGAUGCCCUGCAGAGCCACCAAGAUUGGCACUUUGCAAAGGAUCUCCAAGAGGAGGAUCAUGGGCGCGCUGCUCAGGCCGUUAAACCAUCCGCGCCAAGCGGAGGCAAGCACGUUUCUCAAAGCUCAAGUAAGAAGAGGAAGAGUGGACACGGGAAAGCAGAGAAGGGGCAGAGGAAACUAGCUUUUGGAUGA
Molecule: messenger RNA, 2022 nt
Organism: Amorphotheca resinae ATCC 22711
Lineage: Eukaryota; Fungi; Ascomycota; Leotiomycetes; Helotiales; Amorphothecaceae
Exons: 2
Coding region: 1-2022 (673 amino acids)
Biological process (GO): response to radiation; error-prone translesion synthesis
Cellular component (GO): site of double-strand break; replication fork; nucleus
Molecular function (GO): DNA-directed DNA polymerase activity; damaged DNA binding
Source: RefSeq, a predicted model, not a curated record